Messenger RNA from Colletotrichum orchidophilum, 1146 nucleotides. Its product is annotated as tRNA wybutosine-synthesizing protein. NCBI's taxonomy places the organism in Eukaryota, Fungi, Ascomycota, Sordariomycetes, Glomerellales, Glomerellaceae. Gene Ontology annotation, cellular component: cytoplasm. The transcript has 2 exons. Bases 1 to 1146 code for a protein of 381 amino acids. Gene Ontology annotation, molecular function: tRNA methyltransferase activity. Gene Ontology annotation, biological process: tRNA methylation. The record is from RefSeq and is a predicted model, not a curated record.
AUGGCGCCGCAGCAAAGACAACAACAACAACAGCUACCCGUCCCACCAGCGACCUUCACCACCCGCAAGCACAAGAUCCUGGAACAGCUCAGCGUGCCCGACGCCGAGUACACCGAUGCCUCGCCCAAGGGCUCCGUGGACGUUGGCAUCCGCGAGCUGAUUGACGAGCUCAACGCCCUCGACGGCUUCGUCACGACGAGCAGCUGCGCGGGGCGCGUUAGCGUCUUCCUCGAGGGGCGCAAGGCGGCAGCGGGCGCGGCAGAGGGAACCACCACCAAGGAUCAGCAAGUAGUCGUCCCGCCUUCUCAAAACGAUGAAGACGGCCCGACCUCCGCUGCCGCCGCCGCCCCCGCAACGAUAGCAGGGCCUGGGGGGAAGGGAGGCGGAGGCACGUGGCUGUUUGUAUCGCACGAUCCCGUCUCCGAAUCGCAUGAUGGCGAUGAGGAUCUCCUGCGCGUUCUUGGUCUCGUGGAUGAAGGCAAGACAGGAGCAGAAGCAGCGGGAGGGUCCAUCGGAAUCUCGGGGAGCGCUCAGUCUGGGCGACGGAAGCGCCUUGUUCACUUCAAAUUCGAGCCCAUGAUCCUCCAUGUCUUGACAGCGUCUCUGGCCCACGCCCAGCUCAUACUCAAAUGCGCCCUCGCAGCGGGUUUCCGCGAAAGCGGCGCCCUAAACCUCCUCCCCUCCACAUCACAAGGAGAAGACGAAGCCUCGUCGCCCGUCACGCCAAUGGUGGGCGUCAGAACCAUGGGCCUCGCUCUCGAGUCCCUAAUCGGCUACGUCGACGAGGACGAAGACGAGGCCCGCGGCGGCGGCGGCGGCGGCGGCGGCGCGGAGCGGCACUGCACCGUCACGCCGGACUACCUCCGCGACCUGCUCCGUAUCGCAAACGAGCGCUUCGUAGAGAACGCCGCCAGGAUCGCGCGGUUCCGGGCCGCUCUGCAGGAGGCCGUGGCCGGACCCCCGCCGAAGCUGGGCGAGGGGGGCGCCGAGUGGGAGGAUGCCGACGCUCGGAGGGAGCGCAAGAAGGCCGAGGGCCUGCGACGGAAGGAGGAGGUGUUGGCUGCGAGACAGAAGACGCUGCAGCAGCAGCAGCAGCAGGCCCCGCCAGAGGAAGAAGACCCGAUAGAGCUGCUGUCUGAAAUAUGA